AUGGGUGCUGGAGUGUUCAGUACUGAUGAGGUGGUGGCAGAGAGGGCGGUGGGCAUGACUGCGGAGCAAGCUAUGGGUCCCUGCAUUCUGGAAGUAAUUUCGUCGGGGCCUAAGGGCAGAGGUGGGAUCCAGCAAGUUCUCACAGGUUCCGAAAGAUUAAGAACCCAAUGUUUGGUCUUCCAGGUGCGAAUCCCAACACCCCUGAAUACUAGUGGCGUACAAGUCAUCUGCAUGAAAGGGAAGGCAAAAUACAAGGCCAGCGAGAAUGCCAUUGUAUGGAAGAUUAAGCGUAUGGCUGGAAUGAAGGAAUCCCAGAUCAGCGCGGAAAUAGAACUACUUCCAACCAAUGACAAGAAGAAAUGGGCUCGGCCCCCCAUCUCCAUGAACUUCGAGGUCCCGUUUGCGCCUUCCGGACUGAAGGUGCGCUACCUGAAAGUGUUCGAGCCAAAGCUGAACUACAGUGACCACGAUGUGAUCAAAUGGGUGAGGUACAUUGGCCGGAGCGGGAUCUACGAGACGAGAUGCUAGCCCUGUGCAGCUGUCCAGCUCUCUCUCUUUCCCUGGCCAGCCUCCCUCAGUCUCACAGUACAAUUGAAGCGCGUCUCUCUGGACCCCCUCCUCUGUUCAGAGGCUGGAAGCGAGACUCCCGUGGCUCCUCUCUGGAAAAAGGACAGUGCUGCCCGCUUAGGUUUUGGUUACGAUCCGUCACGGCUGAAGGCAGCUCAGAAGAGCCGGGCGGGCACCUUGCUUCCGUUCCAGGGUCUGAAAGGGCCAGUCUAACCGUCAUCCCCUUGUGCUCAUUCUAGGGACCGCCCACCACGUAACAAGCCCUCUUCCGUUGGUGUCACUACUUGUAUCAUAGCCUAGCAUUUUUUUUGGAAGUUCUUGUGCAUAUGUACUCGUAGAAUAGCUCUGGAAACCAUAGACUGGACAAACCUUGAGUUGAUUACUGGCUACUGUACUCGCUGUUGGCUGUUGUGGUGGUUUGUUGCAGUGCUCCAGGAGUGGGGUUUGCCAUUCCUCUCCCUCCUCCCCCCCUGCUGCCCAUCUGUUGUGGUCCCCCCCCCCCCCACAGCAUCCCUAGCACAGAGUCUUAAUUUGGGAAGGUUUGCGACCAAAAAGGCUGAGGGUUUCCAUUUCAUGCCAGAGGUUGGGGAGAUCGGCACAGCAUUUCAUACCUUUUGGAGGGCAAGGUCCUCGAAUCACUGAUAGGUGACUAAGCCAGCGCCUUUCCCCCUCCACCAAUUUAGAACCUACACCCAACUCCCGAGAAGGAGAGCAACCCCCCUGGCAAGCUGACAACUUUGUGUCAAGAAGUGAAGUGCGGAAUCCGUCCCCUACGGUCCGCAAUCGGUCAGCUCAGUAACGCAACUCCCGCCCCUUCCCCAGCCAGCUUCUGCUUUUCUUCCGCUGGAAGCUUUUUGAUCGAUAGAACUGCUGCAGCAACCCACAAUCCUCUGCUUCAAUAGUGUGAUAUCCCAUUUUGUACACUUGUGAUUUGUCCAGUUCUAAACCUAAUAAAAGUAUGUAGAACCAC
This is a messenger RNA of Sphaerodactylus townsendi, 1537 nucleotides long. Its product is annotated as AP-2 complex subunit mu-like. Gene Ontology annotation, biological process: clathrin-dependent endocytosis. The record is from RefSeq and is a predicted model, not a curated record. Gene Ontology annotation, cellular component: AP-2 adaptor complex; cytoplasmic vesicle. Gene Ontology annotation, molecular function: clathrin-cargo adaptor activity. The transcript is spliced from 5 exons. Bases 1 to 528 code for a protein of 175 amino acids. Lineage: Eukaryota; Metazoa; Chordata; Lepidosauria; Squamata; Sphaerodactylidae.